Messenger RNA from Nestor notabilis (Kea), 421 nucleotides. Its product is annotated as mitochondrial ubiquitin ligase activator of nfkb 1-A-like. Lineage: Eukaryota; Metazoa; Chordata; Aves; Psittaciformes; Psittacidae. Gene Ontology annotation, biological process: protein ubiquitination. The record is from RefSeq and is a predicted model, not a curated record. The annotation marks the transcript as partial. Gene Ontology annotation, molecular function: ubiquitin-protein transferase activity. The transcript is spliced from 5 exons.
AUGGACGCGCCGUUCAUUACACCCGGGGAGCUGCUGUGUCUGGGCUCCAGCCUUGCCUUCUCCGGCCUCUUCUACUACCUGUACAGGAAGAAAACCAGAGUCGUGGCACGCAUACAGGAGGCCCCAAAGCUCCAGGUUGAUGAUGAUUUACCAGCAUUGGUGUCUGCAGCUGAUGGGAGGUGCCUGCCUUAUGUUGCCCUGGAAGGCAUAGUGCUGCCAGCCAGAGCUGCGCUGACCAGCCAUUACCAUGGACUGCAGGGUGUGAUCCAGAAACUGCUUUUGAAAGAGCAUCGGCUGGUCUGGAACAGCUUGGCCCGGAGCUGGAGCGAGAGUGAGCGGGUGCUCUCAGAGCAGGUCUACACUGUCCCCUUCUUGCUGGCCUCACCAGACACUGGGGCAGUGACGCAGGUGAGCGUGGAGA